This is a messenger RNA of Trifolium pratense (red clover), 1324 nucleotides long. RefSeq lists its product as uncharacterized. The transcript has 13 exons. The record is from RefSeq and is a predicted model, not a curated record. Lineage: Eukaryota; Viridiplantae; Streptophyta; Magnoliopsida; Fabales; Fabaceae. Bases 33 to 1154 code for a protein of 373 amino acids.
GUGACAAUAUAAAGCCUAUCAUUAUAAUUAUUAUGGCAGUUGCCUUUGGAAUUUUUAUUGGUGUUUCCCUUCCAGCUUUGCAUAUGACUAAGAUUAACUUUUCUUCAGGCUUAGGACAUACUUUUGGUGUACCUAUGUCUGAUAUAGACAGAUUUGCACUUGAUCUAGAGAAAUCUCUAACUAUUGAUGACAAAUCUUCCACCAAGCGUAUUGAAUUCCUUGGGUCCAUGAAAUUACCAAAGAUGUAUGUUCCAAGGAAUCCUCCUGGAGCAGAAUCUCUACCCCCAGGAAUUGUUGUGUCAGAAUCUGAUUUUUAUUUGCGUAGAUUAUGGGGCGACCCUAGUGAGGAUCUGAAGAAAAAGCCAAAGUAUUUAGUAACAUUCACUGUUGGCUAUGAUCAGAGAGAUAAUAUUGAUGCUGCGGUUAAAAAGUUCUCUGAUGAUUUCACAAUUUUGCUCUUUCAUUAUGAUGGUCGGACUAGUGAAUGGGAUGAAUACGAAUGGUCAAAUAAUGUAAUCCAUAUUAGUGCUAAAAAACAAACCAAAUGGUGGUAUGCUAAAAGGUUCUUGCAUCCUGAUAUUGUGGCGGCAUAUGAAUACAUUUUUAUUUGGGAUGAAGAUCUUGGAUUGGAAAACUUCGACGGAGACGAGUAUAUUAAGGUGGUCGAAAAACAUGGUUUGGAGAUAUCACAACCUGGACUCGGGGCCAGUAGUGGAUUUACGUGGGAGAUGACAAAGAGGAAGGAUGAUGGAGAAGUUCACAAAUUAACAGAUGAGAGACCAGGCUGGUGUAGUGAUCCAAAUUUGCCACCUUGUGCCGCAUUUGUGGAAAUUAUGGCCCCUGUCUUUUCUCGAGAAGCUUGGCGUUGUGUCUGGCAUAUGAUUCAGAAUGAUUUAGUGCAUGGAUGGGGAUUGGAUUUUGCUCUCAGAAGAUGUGUAGAGCCAGCACAUGAAAAAAUUGGUGUGGUUGAUUCACAAUGGAUUAUUCAUCAAACAAUUCCUUCUCUCGGAGGCCAGGGAGAAGCUGAUGAUGGAAGAGAUAAAUAUGAUGCGGUGAAAACGAGAUGCAGGAGUGAGUGGGCCGAAUUCCAAACUCGGCUCACCAAUGCUGAUAAAAUGUAUCUUAAAGGACUUAGACGAAGUGUGAGGAGCUAACAUUACGGCCCCAAUCCAAUCUCCAAUUCUAAUGUACAUGUUUUACUUCAUUUACAGAGUGCAUACAAGUAUAUUUAUCAAAGGAAAGAAAAUUACAUAUUUUGUCUCAGGCAAAUUGCCACAGACUGCUUGUCUUCUGCACUUAAUAUGCAACAAAAAUCAGCUUAUAG